CCUUUCCACCCCCACAGAACCUCGUGCGCCCGAAACUCCGACCAUCACCGUCGAUGACUCGACGCGCAACGGGGAUGCGACACGCUUACCUGGCCCAGCGACACUUGCCGCCAACAUGAGCCUGGAGUCGAAGGCCUCCGACAGUGACGCCGACAGCGAUGCCAGCGAUAGCAGUCAGAGCCUAGACAAGACAGAAUGGCUCGCCACCACGCGUCAGCGUCGCUCCACGGCCGGCAAUCGCAUGAAGUCGAUGCUGGCCAACGAGGAGCCCGACUCGGACCUCGAGCUGCUGUUCGCCGAGGACGAGAAUGACCAGGGCUUCUCCGAUGUCGACGGCGACGGCUCCGACGUUCAGAUGGACUCAUCCUCGGACGACGAGGACGACGACAAAAACGAUGACGACCUCGAAGGCGAGAAGGAGCUUGAGCGCCAGGCAAAGGAGAAGCGCGCCGUCCAGCGCAAGCGAAAGGCACAGGAGGCCAUCCCCGUCCGAUUCCGCAAAAGAGUCCGCAUCGACGAGAGCCCCGCCUCUGCCCCAGCACCAAGGCCAAAGAAGAAGUCAGAGCGAACGUCCUGGCUCCCUUCGCCCGCCGACAUGCCCACGCGCGCCUCGUCUCGCAAGACUACGCGCAUUUCCAAGGAGCAGCUGCAUCAGCAGAUGGUCGAGCGCGAGAAGCGGCGCCUCAAGCAAGUCGAGCAGAUGCAGAGAAAAGCCGCCAAGCUCGAGGCGAUGAAGAAGCCCCCCAUGACGCAGGAACAGCGCCUGGCCGAGGCGGCCAUCAUCGAGAAGCGCAAUAGCAAGAGCCUGAACCGCUGGGAGGAGGCGGAGAAGCAGCGCGAGGAGGAGCGCAAGGCGAAACUUGCGGCGCUCAACAACAGGACCUUGAAGGGGCCGGUCAUCACUUUCUGGAGCGGCGUGAGAGAGUGGAAGGACGCACUCGGACAGCAUGUGACCAUGGUGGAGGACAAGCCCAAGAAGAAGAGGGAGAAGGUGGACAAGGGGUCCAAGGUCAAGGCGGCCAAGACGCAGGACAGCGGCGACGGCCAGGUCUCGGAGGCACAGGCAGCGGAAGAGAAGGGCAACGGCAAGGCGGACGUCAAGCCAGAUGCCACAGCCGUCCCGAUCAGUGAUGCUCCGUCAACAAAGACGGCACCUGCGGUUGAGGCUGUCAACACCCCACCCGCACCCGCACCUGCGACCACAAAUGGCGAUAUCGAUGCGAGCGGUCGGCCAGCCUCUCCUGUGACGCAGGCCCCUACAUCGGCCUCCGCCAGCAGCGAAGCCAGGCCGGUCACGUCGGUCUCCGAACCGGUGCCAAACCAGGAAGAACCUUCCCGGUCGCUGAUGGCGAUGCCUCCCCCACCACCUCCGCCUCAGACAUGCUCACCCGCACCAUCGGGCGGACUCGCAGCGCUGGCACCUCCGAUACGCAGCCCGAGCCCGUUAGCAUCACCCGCAGGUUUGUCACGACCACAAGAUGCCCGCCCGUCCAGUGUCCUGGCGGCUCCGAUACUGGCGCCUCCACCAGGCCUUGCUGGCAUGAACAGCGCCCUCUCGUCGACAGACGUUCCAAGAUCCAACGUCCUCGCACCGCCAAAUACCUCGCCCCAGUCUGCCCCUCCGUGUCUGCAAGCUCCGCUUCCACAGGCUGCCGGUGCCUCUCCAGCACCUCCGCAAAGUUCGGCCCCAGAACCUCAACCUGUCUUGCAUGAUACGCGUCUGGUGCCCAUCGAUAGUGAAGUCUUGGCUGUGACUAAGUUGGCCACCCCUCGACUCUCGGACGCCCCUCAGCUGCCAGACGCUCCUCAGCUGCCAGACGCUCCUCAGCUGCCAGACGCUCCUCAGCUGCCAGACGCUCCUCAGCUGCCAGACGCUCCUCAGCUGCCAGACGCUCCUCAGCUGCCAGACGCUCCUCAGCGAUCAGAAGACGCAGCUCCACCCACCGAGUCAGCCCGCAGUUCAACCACAGCACGCAACGCAAUCAUCUACCAAAACUUUGACCUCAACGCCAUCCGCGACAAGGCAGUGCAGACGCAGAUUCUCUUUGGCCGCAAAAUGACCAAGCUCUCCAAACCCGCAGCAGCCCCAAUUUGCAUCAUUACCAACCAGCCGGCACGCUACCGUGAUCCCAAGACCGGUCUGCCUUACUACAACGCCGCCGCUUACCGUGAAAUCCAGCGCCUCAGCAAGGGCGACUAUCACUUCAGUCGCGAGCUCGGCGCGUGGGUCGGCAGCGGUGCCCUCGCCGCCCGCGGUGUUCCCGAGCGGUUCUUGAAGCCCGAGACGGAAGAGGCACGCAAGAAGAGGCUCGAGGAGAAGCAGCAGCGAGAGAAAGAGGCUGAAGAGGAAAAGAAGCGGAAGCAGGCCGAGGACGACAAGAAGAAGAAGGAAGCCGAGGAAGAGAAGAACAAGAGGGAAGCGAGCGAGGGGGAGAAGAGGCAGUCUGAGGAAGCACAGUCUGUGGAGAAGGCUGCUGCUCCUCCUGCCCCUGGCCCGCUAUCAAGCGCACCACCUCAGGCCUCUGUUGCCAUGCCUGCUACCACGGUUCCGGCCGCACCAGCGCCCGCUCCCUCUGCAGUUCUCAAGCCAGCAUCUUCAGCGCCGUCAGCACCGACAGCAACGCCAGCACUGGGACAACAUGCGAGCAUCCAACCAGCCGCUGCGCAGAAAACCCUAGCUCAGCCGCUUCAGCAGCCCGUACCCCAGGUGGCACCACAGCAGCCUUCACAUCAACAGAAGCAAUUCGUACAGCAGCUACAGCAGCAACCGGGACAGCAACAACAGCCACCGCCACCACAGCAGCAGCAGCAACCAGGCCAGCCCCAACCCCAGCAUCCCGCCGCUCAAACUGCCGCACCACCACCAACAACGACGACGACGACGACGACGACGACGACGGCGCCGGCUCAGCAACACGGGCAGCAGCAGCAGAAGCAGAAGCAGCCUCCUCCUCCAGCGACGGCCGUGACCGCGACCGCACAACCACAGGCCAGCGUGGCGGCGCAAUAGUGGCAUGCCACACUAGGUCCAUCCCCGGGCGAGAAAAAAAAAGAGAAUGGGGGGGAGCCAGCUGCCUUCGAAGCAAAAGUACUAACCUACAACUAGCUCAGUCAGCUAGAGAUUUCUCUAUUCAUCUUCUACCGGCUUUUUCUUUCGGCGCUGGCGGUUGGCGCUUCAUCAUGGCUGCGUAUGCAUGGUCUACACGGACAGGCUCACCGCAGGAAAACGGAGGCCUGUCGGCGUUGAAUUUGUCUGUGUGUAAAUGUAUAACAGCAACUACUAUCUGUAGAUUAGAUAUCCCCCCCCCCCCGCCGCGGCGGCGAUGGUUGCUACGAUGCACCGGCCGCAGGUGGAGUAAAAGGCGGGCAAGCAUGAGAUAUUGUGAGACCAAUGCCCACGCACACACGCAUUACUAUCGAAUACAAGCAGUGGCACCUCGUCACGCCUUUC
Purpureocillium takamizusanense is the source of this 3451-nucleotide messenger RNA. RefSeq lists its product as uncharacterized. The coding region runs from base 116 to 3010 and encodes 964 amino acids. NCBI's taxonomy places the organism in Eukaryota, Fungi, Ascomycota, Sordariomycetes, Hypocreales, Ophiocordycipitaceae. Gene Ontology annotation, molecular function: ATP-dependent H2AZ histone chaperone activity. Gene Ontology annotation, biological process: chromatin remodeling; regulation of DNA-templated transcription. The transcript has 2 exons. Gene Ontology annotation, cellular component: nucleus. The record is from RefSeq and is a predicted model, not a curated record.